CAUAAAUUUGUAUUUUGGUAUACUCGUCGAACACCUGGGGUACGAUCUCAGGCAUCAUACGAGGAAAAUAUAAAGAAGAUUAUUGAAUUCAGCACGGUGGAAGGCUUUUGGGUUUGUUAUUGUCAUUUGGCUCGCCCUUCAACUCUACCGUGUCCAACGGAUCUGCAUCUUUUCAAAGAGGGAAUUAGACCCCUAUGGGAGGAUUCUGCAAAUUGCAAUGGCGGAAAGUGGAUUAUACGCUUCAAAAAGGUUGUUUCAGGACGAUUUUGGGAAGAUUUGGUUCUCGCAUUGAUCGGCGACCAGCUAGAUUACAGCGAUAACAUAUGCGGCGCCGUUCUCAGCAUCAGAUUCAAAGAGGACGUGCUAAGUGUCUGGAAUCGCAACGCUUCAGAUCCCCGGGCCGUGAUGGCGUUGAGGGACUCAAUCAAGCGGCACUUGAAGCUUCCACCGAGCUAUGUCAUGGAGUACAAGCCGCACGAUGCAUCCCUGCGCGACAACUCGUCUUACCGGAACACCUGGUUGAGAGGCUGAGGUAAGUUUGGUUUUAGUUUCAUGCUCAACCUUGUGGAUUUCUGGUUUGUAGGAAGUUGGGAGAGUAGAAGCUUAUACAGAAGCUGUCUGGAUUUUAUGUUUCCUUGGAAUGAAAGAUUCUGGAGUUCUAUCUGUGUUUAAUUCUUCAGAAGGUUAGCUCUAUAAUAUUUUAGAAGGCUUGAUAGAUUGAGCUUUACAGUCAGUUCAUGAAUUGGUUUAACAUAUUGCAUCUGAUGGAACGUUUAAUUUGAAUAAAGUUGUUU
This is a messenger RNA of Phalaenopsis equestris, 794 nucleotides long. RefSeq names its product eukaryotic translation initiation factor NCBP. Gene Ontology annotation, cellular component: eukaryotic translation initiation factor 4F complex; cytoplasm. The record is from RefSeq and is a predicted model, not a curated record. Lineage: Eukaryota; Viridiplantae; Streptophyta; Magnoliopsida; Asparagales; Orchidaceae. Gene Ontology annotation, molecular function: RNA 7-methylguanosine cap binding; translation initiation factor activity. Gene Ontology annotation, biological process: translational initiation.